This is a messenger RNA of Geodia barretti, 1487 nucleotides long. The record is from the annotation of a GenBank genome assembly. NCBI's taxonomy places the organism in Eukaryota, Metazoa, Porifera, Demospongiae, Tetractinellida, Geodiidae.
CAUGCAAAUUAGCCCAAUCUGUUCAAGAGUAGAGCUAGAAGAGAGAAUGUCCUGGUUUCGGCACUCGCUGUACUGGCUCCUGGUGGCCAUGUGGUUUGGCGCAGUCAACUCCUCCAAUUCGUGUCAGUUGAACAACGCUGAGCUGAUGAAGCAGCGGAGAAUGCAGACGUUGAGAAACAGCAUUCUGGCGCAGCUGGGGGUGAGCGACCCUUCCCCCGCGAACAACACGGAGCCGCUGCCGGGCGAGGAGGAGAUGAAGGAGACGUUCAACGCGCUGCGGAGCGCCAGCGCCAGUCUCGAGCGAGAGAAAGAGACACGCUGUCACUCGGACGAUUUCUACGCCAAGCCAGUCUCCUCUUUCGUCGGUUUUAUGUCUGACGAGUUAUUUGGGGGUGGGCGGAUGAGACGGGAAGAAGCAGAGGCCGUCCCACACACCAACAACCUCCUGCACAGUUACUCCAUAACGUUCAACUUCUCCCUGCCCUCCACACUGACUGACGUGUCCCGAGCCGAUCUCCUCCUCUACCAACAGAACUCUGUGACUCCAGACACAGUUGUCAAGGACCGCAGGCAGUACGUAGAGAUUAGGACCGUCCUCGAGUCACUCAGCCAGAAAUUCAUCGUGGAGGGGAAAUACAUCGACAUCUAUGAGACUGGCUAUCAAGUGUUUGAGAUUACGUCGGCCGUAAAGUUGUGGAUUGCUCGCCGCAUCGAGGGUCCCGUCACGAUGGAGGUCAAUGUCUACUGCUACAGUUCUCCCAACUGCAGUCAGCCGGACGGGGGUGACCUGUCUCCCUGCCAGUGUGUCCUUCUUCUCGUCACAGGCCGAGCAGGACAAGGCUCCACGGAUAAUCACGGUCUCAAAGAACCCUCUGGAUGUCCAACAUCAGGAGAGGAAGCGGAGGAACGCAGACGAGCUGACGGGCGUGGGGAAGUGCAGUGCCAACCAGUCGACCUGCUGCCUGAAGAACUUUCAACUCAACUUCCACGACGACCUCGGCCUGUCGUUCAUUCUUCUCCCUGAGAAUUUCACCGCCAAUUACUGCGAGGGGGUGUGUCCCGAGAUAAUGGGGGGGCAACUCAUGACUCCUCGUAUCUUUGAGUUGUUCAGUCGACUUCCGGAGACCAACCCGGGCAGCUCCGUGGAGCCCUGUUGUACUGGCAACCAGUACAAGCCUCUGGAGGUGUUGGUUCGGAAAGAUGGAGAACUUUUCAUUGAGGAAUUAUCACACGUCACUGUGUUGUCAUGCCGAUGCACGUAACUGACCCCACCCACCAAUCAAUGAGAAACUACAGCCCAUUAUUCAUGUUUUAUAAUUCUAUCAUUCAACCGUUUUUCUAUAUAUUAUAUAUGGGACGUUUAUAAGAUUAUCCGUUCAUUGCCAUACUAAACUGUACACAUAAUCACUUUGCACUCUGUGAUCCGUAAAAUACAUGAUUUUCAAUGACAAAACUUGUGUGAAGUGUCACAGUUUUAUUGUAAAAAU